AUGCAGUUAUGCAGGAGACAAGCCUGGGUUCGGAGAUUCAUCGACAACUGCAGAAAAUCGAAUGAAGAUCGUAAGAUCGGAGAAUUGAGCCCAGAGGAAAUAGAAAGGUCAGGAGACGUGAUCAUCUCCAAGGCACAACAAGAUACGUUUGCUGAAGAAUGCAAAGCAUUACGUCGAGGAGGUAAAAUUCACAAGACAAGCAAGCUAUCGGACCUGAACCCAAGGAUCGAUGAAAAUGGUGUCCUUCGAAGUGACGGACGACUGACCCAAGCGGAAUUCCUACCGUUUGAGACGAAAUACCCAGUGAUACUACCUAGAGGACAUCACGUCACAAGAUUGAUAAUGGCAUACAGCCUGGAUACGGAUUCAUUCCUCAAUGCAUUCAAUCGCAUGAUCAACAGACGUGGCAUCGUAAAGGAGAUGACAUCAGACAAUGCAGGAAACUUUGUAAAGGGGAACCGUGAGUUGCGUGAAAUCGUUGAGCAGUUCGAUCAAGAAAGAAUCAAGAAAGAAACCUCUACGCUUGGAGUGAGAUGGCAUUUCAACCCCCCAUUAGGACCACACCACGGAGGAGUACACGAGAGCCUAAUCAAAUCUGCCAAAAGGGCAAUUCAAGCAGUUCUUGGGAAGGCCGACAUAACAGACGAAGAACUGAUGACAGCUUUCACUGGUGUCGAGGCUCUAUUGAACUCAAGACCUCUGACGUACCAGUCAGCAGAUCCGACAGACAACAUUCCGUUGACGCCAAAUCACUUCCUCCAUGGACAGUUAGGAGGGCAAUUCGCACCAGAGGCGGUAAACGUCGUGCAGUACAAUCCAACGAAACGGUGGAGAGUAGUACAACAAUUGAUCAAGCAAGUUUGGGAACGGUGGAUGAAAGAUUUCAUUCCAGAAUUAAAUCGGCGGAAGAAAUGGAGAAAGGAAGAACCAGAUAUGGACGUAGGAGACGUUGUACUGGUCAUGGAAAGUAGCACAACGCGCGGAAACUGGGACGAAUCACAGAAGUCUUCAAGGGAAAAGAUGGCCAUACACGAGUAG
Molecule: messenger RNA, 1038 nt
Organism: Lineus longissimus
Lineage: Eukaryota; Metazoa; Nemertea; Pilidiophora; Heteronemertea; Lineidae
Exons: 2
Coding region: 1-1038 (345 amino acids)
Biological process (GO): DNA integration
Molecular function (GO): nucleic acid binding
Source: RefSeq, a predicted model, not a curated record